Molecule: messenger RNA, 534 nt
Organism: Heterostelium album PN500
Lineage: Eukaryota; Evosea; Eumycetozoa; Acytosteliales; Acytosteliaceae
Exons: 3
Coding region: 1-534 (177 amino acids)
Source: RefSeq, a predicted model, not a curated record
AUGAGACUUUCACUUUCACAAUGGAGAAGAAAUUUCCACUCCCAUCAACAACAGCAACAGCAGCAACAACAACAACAACAACAAAAUGUAAAUAAUCAAAAUAAUAAUGGAAGAACUUCAAAUAAUGGUCAACUCGAACAUUGGCAAAAAAAUGAUGAAAUGGAAGAAGCUGCUCCACAAUUGACAGAGAAUGAAAUGUUAACUAUUGAAGAAUUUAUAUUUACUUUAAAUAGAUAUGAAGCAGAAAAUGAAAAUAUACCACAAAACGAACAUCAUAUGAUGACUGUCGAGGAAUUCAUAUUGAGCUGCAAAGAACCAAAUGUAAAUUUAAUAAAUCGAUCGGAAUCAACCGAUAUCAUACAGGAAGAGGAGCUAAUGACAGUAGAAGAAUUUAUUUAUACAUCCGAAAGAAGAGAUAACUCCAACGAUAUGCUAACAAUUGGUGAGUUCAUUUCACAAUCUAGUCGAAGAAAAAAUCCAAUCAUUCAAAAAACAACCAACACAACAAGAAUGAAUGAAAUUAUUUUUAAUUAA